CUCCCAGGAGAGAGCGACAGGUCUCGGGCCCUCAGAUGGAGCGACAGGUCUCGGGCCCAGGCGGAGCGACAGGUCUCGGGCCCUCAGGCGGAGCAGGCGGGCGCCGGACCCCCAGGCGGAGCGACAGGUCUCGGGCCCUUCAGGCGGAGCGGCGGGCGCCGGACCCCCAGGAGGAGGCGACAGGUCUCGGGCCCUCAGGCGGAGCGGCGGGCACCGACCCCAGAUGGAGCGACAGGUCUCGGGCCCUCAGGCGGAGGCAGCGGCGGCGCCGGACCCCCCCCAGAGCGACAGGUCUCGGGCCCUCAAGCGGAGUGGCAGGUGCCGGGACCCCCAGGCGGAGCGACGGGCACCGAGUCACCAGGCACGAAAGUGGGCUCCGAGUCAACUGGUAUGACCGCAGGCACUGGGUCAGACAUUGUAUGGUCUGGCUGGACAGCGGGCAUCGGGUCACCAGGCAUCAGGUCAUUUGGCUCGACAGCGGGCAC
Messenger RNA from Staurois parvus, 485 nucleotides. Lineage: Eukaryota; Metazoa; Chordata; Amphibia; Anura; Ranidae. The record is from the annotation of a GenBank genome assembly.